This is a messenger RNA of Oncorhynchus gorbuscha (pink salmon), 3500 nucleotides long. RefSeq names its product dual specificity mitogen-activated protein kinase kinase 6-like. The coding region runs from base 1 to 1008 and encodes 335 amino acids. Lineage: Eukaryota; Metazoa; Chordata; Actinopteri; Salmoniformes; Salmonidae. Gene Ontology annotation, biological process: protein phosphorylation; MAPK cascade. The transcript is spliced from 12 exons. The record is from RefSeq and is a predicted model, not a curated record. Gene Ontology annotation, molecular function: ATP binding; MAP kinase kinase activity.
AUGUCUCUUUCUAAAGGAGGAAAGAAGAAGAACCCAGGCCUCAAGCUCUCCAAAGAGGUCUUUGAUCAGCCCCCACCUGCAGCCGCAGCCCCCCCUCGAGAUCUGGAUUCCAAAGCCUGUGUUACCAUUGGAGAAAAGAACUUUGUUGUGAAGGCAGAUGACUUAGAGCAGAUUGGGGAGCUGGGUAGAGGAGCGUAUGGCGUGGUGGACAAGAUGAGACAUGUGCCCAGUGGGCUUAUCAUGGCCGUCAAGGAUCCGGCCACAGUGAACACCCUGGAGCAGAAGAGACUGCUGAUGGACCUGGACAUCUCCAUGAGGACCGUGGACUGCUUCUUCACGGUCACCUUCUACGGCGCUCUCUUCAGAGAGGGUGACGUGUGGAUCUGCAUGGAGCUGAUGGACACGUCUCUGGAUAAGUUCUACAAGCAGGUGAUCGAUAAAGGCAUGACCAUCCCUGAAGACAUCCUGGGGAAGAUCACUGUAGCGAUCGUCAAGGCUUUGGAGCAUCUGCAUAACAAACUGUCAGUGAUACACCGAGAUGUGAAGCCGUCCAACGUGCUGAUCAACACACAGGGCCAGGUGAAGAUGUGUGACUUUGGCAUCAGCGGCCACCUGGUGGACUCUGUGGCCAAGACCAUGGACGCCGGCUGCAAGCCCUACAUGGCGCCAGAACGGAUAAACCCCGACCUCAACCAGAAAGGCUACAGCGUUAAGUCAGACAUCUGGAGUCUAGGAAUCACAAUGAUUGAGCUGGCCAUUCUGAAGUUCCCCUAUGACUCGUGGGGUACACCCUUCCAGCAACUGAAGCAGGUAGUGGAUGAGCCCUCUCCACAGCUGCCCUCGGACCGCUUCUCCCCUGAGUUUGUGGACUUCAGCUCCCAGUGCUUAAGAAAGAAACCCAACGAGAGACCCGCCUACACAGAACUAAUGCAACACCCCUUUUUCACCCUGCAUGACUCCAAAGAGACGGACGUAGCCAGCUUUGUCAAGAUCAUCCUGGCAGACUGACAGGCCCCUCCACCCACCAGGGUAGGAGGUAGGCGGGACUUCUCCACCCACCCACCAAUCCAAGGCCUUUCAGAAAGCUCACUGGAAUUGAUCUGCCACACAACUCCAACUUUCUUUCCCCAAAGACUGACGCCAGCUCACAGAGGCCACGUGGGACAGCGCUUGUAAUAUGAACUCAAGAUGUUGAUGGUGUCCACCCAAACUGGAGAUGGUCAACUCACCCACGGGUCCAACAAACCUUUCCCUCCCUCUACUCCUACAAACUGAACUGAUUCAAACUCCUCACUGUACCAGUUUUCUGAUUGGACAGUGUCUGUCAGCAGGAAGAAAAUCUCUCUUUACACAUACUGUAUGUCCAUCACUCUGAAUUACACAGAAAGCCAAAAAGAAUUCGGUGAAAUGUGUUCGUCUCUGUAUAAUGAAUUGAAAAGAUAUAUAUUUUUCAUUUAUGCGUUUUUGUUUUUCCUGAUACAGUUUGUAAUACUGUAUAUUUUCAUCAAAUAUGAAUUUAAGGGUGUGUCUUUACUCUUUCUGAAUGGUAUCAUGAGGGGAAGAGGUGACCUACAUUUCUCGUCUCGACUUCUUGUGAUUGGUCAGUAAUGGGACGGCAGCUGCUGUCGUCGGGCAGGGUUUUGGGAGGCUCUGGAGGGGUCAGACUCAGUAAGUUUCUUUGUAGAGGGAAGUUCAAAGGUGAAAGCGUGACUGGGGGGCCCUGUACAAAAGGAAUUGCAAGUCCUACCUAGGUCUCUUUGGUGGCAUGGGAAUGCAAGGCAUCUGUUAUCAUCUGACCCUAUAUACAAUCCCCUCACCCAUCUGUAUACGCCCCUCUGCCCCGCCCCUUCCUAACCACCUGUAUACGCCCCUCUGCCCCGCCCCUUCCUAACCACCUGUAUACGCCCCUCUGCCCCGCCCCUUCCUAACCACCUGUAUACGCCCCGCCCCUUCCUAACCACCUGUAUACGCCCCUCUGCCCCGCCCUUCCUAACCACCUGUAUACGCCCCUCUGCCCCGCCCCUUCCUAACCACCUGUAUCUGACCCUCUGCCCCGCCCCUUCCUAACCACCUGUAUCUGCCCCGCCCCUUCCUAACCACCUGUAUACGCCCCUCUGCCCCGCCCCUUCCUAACCAUCUGCUCUGUCACCAAGAGUGCUGUAAAGAGUAUGUGAACAGUGUAUUCUCAUAUAGUACAUGGACUUGUAAUUGGGAGAUGAUAAUGUAACUAUCCAGACUCUGCUGUAUUUAUCUUCCAGUCCCUCCGAGCCGUUUUUAAAAAGCUGUAUUUUCAUUAUUCAUUGACUCUUAUCACUUGGUUUCCUGGAUGUGGUUGGGGGCUGCUGUUUAACCCAUUUUAACUUUUACAUUUGUAAUUUUUCUCAAUUUCCUUUUCCCGAGUGGCAGACAGGAGCGUGUCAGUAUGGUGUUUGGUCCCUGAAGCACAGAGGCCUACGAAGCCUCAUGCCUUUACACGGACAGGACGUCAGGGAACAUCAUUUAUGUGUGUUGAAGAUGUAAAUACUAUUUUGGACAACUUUUUUUUUCUCUUUUUAAAUGUAACGUUGGCAACGUGGCGGCAGAGAGGACGUGUGGUCGUGUGCUACGCGGCUGAUUUGAUGUGUUCUCGUUGGUUUUAAUGCAGUCGGUGUGUGAGAGAGGCAAACGCAGCCUGCUGACUCCUCCUGUAAUCAUCUGUUUGAUCGAUCUGCUGCAGCCACCUCUCAGGUUUCAAUGCCCUGCUUUAAGUCGGCGGAGGCGGCCAUGUUUAUUUCCCCACCAUGUUGUACCUCUCUUCAGCGCUGGGUUGCGUUCAUUAGGUGCCAUACGGAAGAAAACAAACAGUGAGGAACUAAUGUUCGGUUCCACGUUGCAAAAUGUUAGACGCUUCCCGUUGCAUGCCCCAAUGAACGCAACCCAUUAUGGUGGAAGACUACUAAUGUGUGAGGUCAUGCUAGGCUGUGAAUGGGUACCUGCCAUCUAGGCUUGAAUCCCAAAUCGACCCCCCCCCCCCCCCCCAAUCCCUAGACAAUCAUCUAGGUCUGAGACCGAUUUGGAGGUAUGAGCACUAUAACCAGGUGAAGUAAUCACCAUAUUGGUUACUGUUUCCACUCCAUACUUUCUAGAAGUGCCCUGGGGAGAAGGGAGGCUCUGGGUUGAUCUGGAACUCAACCCUCUGGACUCUGCUAUGCAGUGGCCCUCAGGUCUUCCAUCAGGACUAUGAGAAUCCUGCCAUGUGACCACCAGUGGUGGUGGUGGCACUUGCCCUUAGUGUUUUUAGAGUGCGCCCAAAAGGAUGCCCUAUUUCCUGUCUCUUCUUUCUAGGGAAGCGGGUGCCAUUUCAGACACAGCCCUGGUCUGUAACUGGUAAGCCUACCCGCUCUUCUCUCAGCCUCUCUGACGUACAUUGUAGUGGGCUUCUUAUCAAAGUUGGUGGAUGAGGAGUAUUUAUAAUAUGUGAGUAAAGAAGGGAAAGCAAAUAAAGAGCUGCUGUGAUUUGA